AUGUUUCUUCUUUUUUAUGUUUAUUUUCUGUUUCUUUUUUCUCUUUUUUCUUUUCGUCCGUUUUUACACACAAACUCUUUCUUUCUUUCUUUCUUUCUUUCUCGUCUGUUUCUUCUUUUUUAUAUUUAUAUUCUUUUUCCUUUUUUAUCUUUUUUCUUUUCCUUCGUUUUUACUCACAAAUUCUUUCUUUCUUUCUUUCUUUCUUUCUCGUCAUGUUUCUUCUUUUUUAUGUUUAUUUUCUGUUUCUUUUUUCUCUUUUUUCUUUUCCUCCGUUUUUACACACAAACUCUUUCUUUCUUUCUUUCUUUCUCGUCUGUUUCUUCUUUUUUAUAUUUAUAUUCUUUUUCCUUUUUUAUCUUUUUUCUUUUCCUCCGUUUUUACUCACAAAUUCUUUCUUUCUUUCUUUCUUUCUUUCUUUCUUUCUCGUCAUGUUUCUUCUAUUUUAUGUUUAUGUUCUGUUUCUUUUUUCGCUUUAUUCUUUUGCUCCGUUUUUGCUCACAAAAUCUUUCUUUCUUUCUUUCUUUCUUCCUUUCUUUCUUUCUUUCUUUCUUUCUUUCUUUCUUUCUUUCUUUCUUUCAUUCUUUCUCGUCAUGUUUCUUCUUUUUUAUGUUUAUGGUCUUUUUCGUUUUUCUCUUUUUUCUUUUCCUCCGUUUUUACUCACAAAUUUUUUCUUUCUUUCUUUCUUGUCAUGCUUUUCGUUUUUCUUUCUUAUAUUUAUUUUUGUUUCUCUUUUUUCUUUUCAUCAGUUUUUACUCACAACUUCUUUCUUUCGUUUCUGUUGUAUUUUUCUUUUUUCAUUCUUAUGUUUAUUUUCUAUUCUUUCUUUCUUUUUUUGACAUGUUUUACAUUUUUCUUUAUGUUUAUUUUUUCUCUUUUUUCCUUUCCUCCGUUUUUACUCAGAAAUCCUUUCUGUCUUUCUUUCUUUUCUUUCCUUCUCAUCAGGUUUUUCGUUUUUACUCACAAACUCUUUCUUUCUUUCUUUCUUUUCAUGUUUUUCGUUUUUCUUAUAUUUAUUUUUGUUUCUUUUCUUUUUUUCUGCUCUCUUUUACUCACAAACACUUUCUUUGUUUCUUUCUUUCUUUUCAUGUUUUUCCAUUUUCUUUAUUUUUUACUCACAAAUUCUUUCUUUCUUUCUCGUCAUGUUUCUUCUUUUUUCUUUCUCAUAUUCAUUUUCUGUUUCUUUUUUCUCUUUUUUCUUUUCAUCCAUUUUUACUCACAAAUUCUUUCUUUCUUUCUUACUUUCAAAAUUUCCGACGCAUUUAUACUUUUAUACUCUUUCUCUUUUCUUCCUUCCCUUUUUUCUUGAUUUUAUAUUUCGUCUUCCCUCUUCUCUCUCUUCCUCCCUCUUGCCUUUGUUUUGGAUUUCUCUAUUCCGUUCCUCCUCCUCCUCUUACUACUUCUCUUCUCUAUACUUCUCCAACUAUUUUUUCUUUUCUUUUAUAUUUCGUUCGAUCUUUCCCUAGUUCCUCUCUUCCACCUCCUCAUACUAAUACUCCAUUUAUUCAACCAACUCUCACUUCUCUUCUUCUCUCCCCUAACUUUUUCCUCUCUACUCUUCCUUUUUUUCCUCCUUCUUCCUAUGUCUUUCCAUUCACACUUCUUCUUCUUCUUCUUCAUUUUUCUUUGUUUCUACUUCCUACUUCUUUUCUAUCUCCUCAUACUACUACAUCUUUUCAACGCCCUCUCAUUUCUGUUCCUCUCUCCACUACCUCUGUUCUGACUCCUCUUUCAUUUCCCCCCUUCUUCCUAUAUAUUUCUAUUCGCCCUUCUCUUUCUGUUCUUUUCCUUCCUUCAGAUGGCAUAUUCUAG
Messenger RNA from Acanthosepion pharaonis, 1809 nucleotides. Lineage: Eukaryota; Metazoa; Mollusca; Cephalopoda; Sepiida; Sepiidae. The record is from the annotation of a GenBank genome assembly.